AUCGGCGGCCUCGGCAGCAGGAAGCAGGAAGCGCUGGGCGGGUCCCCCCAGCCGGGCGGAGGCAGGAGCACCCGGGCCUGAGCGUGGAUGGGGAUUGGAACCUAAGGGCAUGAUCCUGAAUAGAACCUUGCAACCCAACCCGAACCUGACGGGACCUGACUGCAACUGUCUGGCUCAGGUCUGGUCAUCUCUGAUCACCUCUUCCUGACUGUGGGCUUGACGCGUUGUUCUGCUGUGUACCUCACUCCUGUUGGCCGCCACAUCAGUGCGCUGCGUAUGCUGCUGCUCCUGUGUGCUGACAAGUCACACCCCUCUCCUGCUGCAGGAGGUGGCCAGAGAUGGAUUGCUGGCACCAGGCAUAGGGAGUGGGAAGCUGCUACCAGGCCAAGCCCCAAGGAUGAGGCAGCACUGACACAGGCUCAAGCCCAUCCCCAUUGUACAGUGUCCAGUACAGUGGAGUCCCGAUCCAUGACUAGGGAUCCUAAGCGCAGGGGAUUUUUCACUGGUGGCCAUGGAGCUUUCUGCCAGUGAGCUCAGCAUUUAUGACAAGCUAUCGGAGACCAUUGACCUGGUGAGGCAGACUGGACACCAAUGUGGAAUGUCAGAAAAAGCCAUUGAGAAGUUUGUCAAGCAGCUCUUGGAAAAGAAUGAGCCCCAAAGGGGACCCCCCCAGUACCCUCUCUUGAUGGCUCUCUACAAGGGCCUGCUUACCCUGGGGUUAAUCUUGCUAACUGCGUACUUCAUGAUGCAGCCGUAUAGCCCUUCGCCACCUGAAACCACGCUCUCCAGAGCCCAUGGCUGGGGCUUCCUCGUUGGUCACAUCCGACUGCUGUCUUUGCCUAUUGCCAAGAAGUACAUGCUGGAGAAGUGCCAUGACUGGUGGGGACUAGAUUGCAGGCAGAAUGGUUCUGAGAUUCCUGCCAACUGCUCUUGCUGUGCUGCCAUUAAAAGCCUCCAGGUAGUGACUGAUCUAGGACAAUUAUCAGAAAACCUCCAGAGGCCUCAGCCCCUCUUAAUCAAGACAGGGCAGUAUCUGUCUUAUGAUGAACUGAAGCAUUUUCAGUCCCAGUACCCGGAAUUGACAGAGAUCACAAUAGAAGAGAAUUCAGCUGAACGUUGGCGCUGCCUUCCAAGACAGAUGUUUCCAUUUGCCUUCCCCUGGAACAAAGCCCUGAAUAAAACUCAGAUUCUCCAGGAACUUUUCCCUGCCUUGUCUUUGCUGGCGUUCCCAAAGGCAAUCUCCCUGGAAAGCUGCUUUCUCAUUCACAACCCAGAGUUAGGGAAUAAGACCCACAGACUGCACAGCGUGUUUGCAGUUGGAAGCGGCCAGCUAACCCUGAAUAUUGCACCUUCCAAGGAGUGCAGAGGACACUGCAGGACUCUGUCGGUGGAGCUGGAAGCUGGGGAUUUCGGCUAUGCCAGCGCGGAUUACUGGAAGAUGAGCUUUAACUCCAGAGGAGCAGAGCCCAUAGUCAUUUGCGAUGGAUCCUCUAGCUAAGAACUGUGGGAGAGCUGGAGUCCAGUCCGGUGCGAGAAGAAUGCGCAAGGGGGACAAGGAAAUGGGUGUAUAAAAGCAAUGAAACUGGUGCAGCUGAAACAUCCCGGGGAAGCAGCUUUGCCCACCAUGUGGGAGGCCUUGUGUUUCAAGCAACCGUUUCCCUGACCCCCGAGGUAAUACUUGCCCAUCCUCCGACGUACCUUGGGAGAGAGGCAGUUGCACUGAUCGCUCCCCUCAGGUAAGCCCUGGGGGUGCACACGUUUGUUUUCCUGAGUGCAGGGGGAUGCAUUUCUGAGAACAAGCUUCUCCUUGUGUCCUUUGUGACUAUUGCACUGUUAGAAUUUCACAGGGAGCCCCAGAGCGGGUGAAACCGUGACUGAAACCCUCCGGUGCAUUCAUCCCGGAGAGGUAACAUUGGGCCUGUCUAUUGGGGCAGCUCUGUCAAGGGGACAUAUGAUUGACAUGUUCCAUGGUUCCUCCCCCCACAUCACAACCCAUUCCAUGCCCCACAAGGAGGAGAAUGAGCCCCGCAGCCCCCAUUCACAGACUCAGGCCUGGCUCCCGGCCACAGGAAAAGAAUGGGCCUUACAGCCCGGUUGCAAAGACUGCCACACACAGCAGCGUUCUUGUACCAAAUGAAGCUGUUUAACCCCCCCCCCCUGUCUCGUUGUGAUUGCUCUUCUGCAUUAUGGCAGCCUCAGAGCAUUGCUGGUUCCAAUAAAUAGUCCCUAUGUUCUUCUCCUCCUCUAACAAAAACACCGGUGUGAAUUUGGCUGUCCGGGUUCUGAGAGUGCAAGAGCUUUGGCGAGAGCCAGGCUGAGGUGCGGGGAAGCACUGCAUAAGCUUCCCCUUCCAGAUCGAUGAGUGAACUGCACCACCCAUGCUCCCCCACGGCUCCAUCUGGGUCUGACCUGGAAACCCCUGGUUAAGAUUUUCGAAAGUGACUAGUGAUCUUGAGUCCCCUGACUCUGACAGUGCUGAGCACCCACCCUGUGAAAAUCAGACUCCCUUGAGGUGUCUCAAGUUGGCCACCCAGAAUCACUGAUUUCCUUUGAAAUCUUGGCCCCUGUCUACAUUGGCGAGGCAAACGGCACCAGCACCUUACUCACAAAUCUUGCUUGCAUAUACUAUGCAGCUCUUGUUUGAAAUGUGCUGGCUUGCUUUCCUUGGCCAGUAUGGGAAGGACCUAAAUGAGGGCAGCUUUUAGGAUCUGGUUUACCUGGAAGUUCCUUCUUCCCCCCAGUCAUUUGUGUGUUAACUCCUUCCAGACCCCAAAGCUCCAUCUCUCUCCAGAAUGAAUGUUGAUUUUUUUCCUGAGUCCCUUCCGAGCUUCCUCUGCAGGUUUCCUGUUGCUUGUGGUGCUCCCCUGUCCGGUGCCUUUAGAGAGGAUCAGUUUCAUCAUGUGCCGGCUGCAGUUACAGCCGUUCCUCCCAAGCCUGAUCCUAUGGGUCUUUGUUCCUGCUGUGGACGAUGGCUUACAGAUGUGUCAGACUGAAGUCAUAGCCCUGGGCUGCGGUUCAGGACAUACUCUCUCACUUGUUUGUAUGGUAUCGUGAGAGCCUCUUUUGUUUUGAAGCAAGUUAAUCAUGUUAUGAGACACAAGAAUCUUUUCAUUUGUAAACAUCUUUAGGUCAAUUAAAAGAACGGAGUGGAACGAUUUCACUCCACCCUCUUGCAAGUUUUUAACAACAGCUGGAAAAUGGGUGUGAAGCUGCUGCUGGUAUUAAUUGUUACAGUAAUGCUUAGAGGUUCCAGUCCAGAUCAGAGCCUCAUUUUGCUGGGUGCUCUACAAAGCUAAAACAGAAGAAAGUUACUGUCCCAAAAGAAUUUAUAAUCCAAGGGCACGAUCCUGCAAACACUUCCCUACAUGCAUAAUGCUAAUGAGUUACUCUGGGGGGGUGUUUGCAGAAUCAGUCCCUAAAGAGGGAAAAGACAAAACAGGUUGAGUAGAACGUGAGAGGGUGGGGGUUAUUUUAGUUGGCUUUGACCAAUAAAGGUCUAAUUUAAUUGGUAGCAAAAUAUCGCAGGGAAUUAGGGUAGUACAACUCCCAGUAUUAUUGUUUGCUAAUUUUUGGUGGUGGGUUCUAUACUAGUGAUUGUGUGCACAGCAUACACUCUCACACACGUGUAGCCCUCUGAAGGACUGGAUCCUGUGCAAGUUACCCUUGAUUUCAAUGGCAGACGGAUCAUGCCCUAAACACACAAAUUAGGGACCGAUGCUAUUUACAGUUUGGCAGCUUCUCAGUUUACAUUUGGAGGCUAACAAGGUUACCUCAUCAGCUUCCAGGUUUCCCUCUGCCUCGCUCCAUUUUUAUUAAGCAUUCAAUGAGAGACACGCACAGGGGCUGUAUUGGACUGGGUGUUAAGAUCAUGAGUGAGUUAGUGUUGCUGUUGCUUCUAAGUGUCCUUGAAUGUGACUCGUAAAAAGUUGCAGAGAAAAUUGCCAGUAGUCGGUUAAAUGCCUGUGUUUUGUGACCCCCGUCACUGCCAAUGCAGCUCCCUGGCUUUAUGGAAGGACAAGAAAUCAGCCAAUAGGACAAUCAGCUGUCAGGCUCUCUAACAAGCAGUGGGUUCUAAAGCUGGUUUAUGUCUACUCUACAGACGUGCACCCAUAAAAAUGGCUCCUCCCCAGCUCAAACACAACUAGCAGAGCGUUACGCCAGUUGGCCAGACGAUGGUGAAUCUGUCCUGAUUGCAGAUCUGCUUUCCAAGUGCACUUUUGGUCUCUGCUUAAGUUUCCAGAGCUGUGUCUAGGAGACACAGUGCUCACAUGUCCAAACCUCACUGCCUUUGGAAUUUACAUCAUUUGUUUUUACACUUCCAGUAUGCUUUCUCCUCUGCUUCCAAGAGCUGCAACGCAUUAAAGGCAGACUUAGCUGCUAAACCAAAACAGGAGGAGGCUGAUUUUACUCUGCUUGUUAAGAUACUGAAGAAUCAAAUGUGGCCCCAUCAGCACUAGAGUACAAAGCCCUGGUCUGUAGCAUGGUUUCUGUCUCUGGCAGCCAGGGAAAUAGCGUUAGCACCUUGCUGUGAUUCAGUACAGGCAUGGCUGUCGGGGUUUGAACUCUUGUGUGGAUAAGGCCAAAGGAGAAUGAGGCUGGUGAGGCUGAGAUGCAGCGUGCUCCUAGUCAAUGCUUUCCAGGCUAGAUAGUCUGAUGACUGCCGGCAAGAACUGGUCCCAUCCCACCCACUACCCCGUUUGUGUUUUGGGGGCACAACUUCUCCCAACCAGAAAGGCAGCAGCAUUUCCAAAGGCAGUAACAGGUUUGAGAGGUGGGGAAGGGCAAUUCUAUUCUUGCAAUCUCCCCAAACCAAGGACUUAGUAGAGAAAGGGUUAAAUGUUGCCCCAAACAGCCAGCCGGCUCCUGUGGCUCUGGAGUUUGUAACAGAGUGGAGCAACCUGGCCAUCUUCUCAGUUACUGAGGCAUCUUAGCAAGUGGAUCAGGUCGUUGAUGCUGUAUAUUACGUCACGGGUGUCAGUGGCCUCCAGUGUUGCCCGACAUUUGUGGGCCCUUCUGCGUACAACAUGUCUUAAACAGUCCCUGUGUGCGGCUAGUUGCACACCUUGCCCUACUCUCUACUGGGGCCCAACCCCAUUCACCUAGUUCAUCCCUCUUUUGAAAUUCACUGCGUGCCUAAAUGCUUCGUGUAUGAGCCUGGAGAUGGACUUGUACCUCCUUGAAUGCCAUGGCCUUGCAAAGCUGCUGUGAAAAUUCACCAGUCAAGGCUCAAAACUUGCUCACUUGCCCUUGCCCAUAAUGACCAGAGAUAACGAAACUGUCGUAUCUUACUCGCCUGUAAGGAAAGACUACCUGCUCCAGGGAAGGGGACAGGUAGAACUUUGCAGAGGCUGGUUUAAGGCCUGUCUCCGAUAAUCCAAGACACUGUCUAUCCCGAUCUCUCUGGUUUCUGAACUCAGGGUAACUGAAUGCAGGAGAAAGGAGUCUGACUACUUUCCUAAUUUCAACAGUGGGAAACUAGGGGGAUCUGGACAUCCAGUUCCCAUUGAUUUUUAACAAGAAUUGUGCAGUGCUGCAAAUCUGAAUCUCUGACUCCCAUUGCAAAGCCCUGGAGAGUUUUCUAGGGUAAGAUCCUACUGGAGUCAGAUGGCUUUUGGUGCAUGUACCAGCCCCUCCCUCAACAGCUGUUGCAAAGUGCCCACUCUCCAGAUGGGAGGGGAGGCACUGGGUGUGCUGUAUGGUGCACUUUGUCUUGGCAUAUGUCUACGCUAAUUGCAGCUUGGGUAGACGUGGUGAAUACGUGGCGGCAUGGACCUCAGCACGGGCUAGCAAUGCAAGUACAUACCCAGGAUGUCAGGUGGGCUUGUAGAGCCCCACGUUGAAGUCCGUGCCACCAGGCCUUCACUGCUCUUUUUAGCUGUGCCAGCCAGGUUAAAGCUGGCAUGGAUAUGGCUACCCAAGCUGCAGUCCCACCUCUGAUUGCAGCGUUAGAUACAGCCUUAGAGGAACGAGGAGGAAAAUCAAGUUAAUAGUGAUUUGAAUGGUAACCGCGCUACACGGUAUGAGGAAGAUGAGCCUACCACCCUUUCUCACGCAGGUAGACCUGCCUCACUGCAGUGGGACUGCUGUCGUGAGGAAGGGUUGCAGGAUCGACUCCGAUCCUGCAGUGUGCUGCGGUGCCCUUGGCUCCUUGUUAAUUCAUUGGGAAAUAAGGGAACUCAGCACUUUCCAGGAUCAGAGCACAAGUAAUGAGCAAUUCCAGCAGCCUUGCAACCAAUGAACAGAAACCUUUCACCGCUCAGAGAAUUCAACUUUCUUCUCUUUGUAUAUUUACUAUCAAGAGCUAUCUCUUCUCCUCUUCUGGAAUACCUGAAAAUAGGUGUCUUAAAGGAUUGAGGGACUGUUGUGUUAACAUGAGAAGUGCUGGCCUUUCCUUUUGCUGUGCAAAUUCCAACAAAGGAGCAUUGAUUUUUUUUAAUGUUCUCUCUUUGUGUAGUGGGAAAUGGGGGGUAAUAUGGUUAAUUGUGACAUUAUUACAAAGACUCAGGGGUAUGCUGGGCAAACUAUUCUAUAGAUAUAUGCAUAAAGACUGUUGAAUUAUGCACACUGUACAUUCAAGUGGCUGUUAAAGAAUGUAAAUAUGCAGGGAAUUUUAUGGAUGAUUAUAAUUUAAUAUAUUGCAAAGUUUGUAAAUACUUGGGAAAAGCCUGUAAAGAGUGUAAAUAAAUCAGCUUUGUAUGUAAGAAGAAUUUAAAAAUUGUUUUUACUUUUUGCAUUUAAAUACAAACAUUGAUGCACCUUUU
Messenger RNA from Chelonia mydas (Green sea turtle), 6761 nucleotides. RefSeq names its product chromosome 21 C6orf89 homolog (gene C21H6orf89). The record is from RefSeq and is a predicted model, not a curated record. The coding region runs from base 512 to 1498 and encodes 328 amino acids. NCBI's taxonomy places the organism in Eukaryota, Metazoa, Chordata, Testudines, Cheloniidae. Gene Ontology annotation, cellular component: Golgi membrane; nucleolus. The transcript has 10 exons.